GACCCGCCGCCUCCCUCCCUCGCUCACUGACUCGCUCCCUCCCGGGCUGCGGCUGCUGCUGCAACGGCGGCGGCGGUGGUGGCAGCAGCAGCAGCAACGGGGGCAUUCUGGAGACCGGCUUCGAGGAUUUGCUGCUGUCUCUGCUGCUCCAUCCUCCCCACAGAGGCCCUCUCCCCUCUCCCAUCUCAAGAUGGCAGCCAGCAGCUCUGAGGUCUCUGAGAUGAAGGGGAUAGAGGAGGGCCCCCAGACCCAGGGACAAGGGCCUGGCCAUUCUGCAGCUGGAACUGGCCCUCCCGAGGUCCCAGCUGGGGCCCCAAAUGAACCAGAGGCCCUGCAGCCAGGUCCAGACACCAUUGGGGCUCCUGUGGACUCAGAGCCCAAUGCUGGAUCUACUCCAGAAACCACAGAGACCCCAACUGGGGCCCCAGAAAUCACCCAGGCCAGAGACCUCAGCUCAAGCCCAGAAGGGAACUCAAAGGCCAACUCCAGCCCCAAAGAAGCAUGCCAAGUGCCAGCCUCCAAACCAGAAGUGAGCAAAGAGGCCACUGCAGACCUGGAGUCUGCAGCCCCACUUGAGCCAGCCUCAGCGCCCACUAACCAGCUGGACCCCCAAUCAGACCCUCAGACAGACCCCCAGCCAAGUUUCCAGUCCACCCCUAAACCAGUCCUUCAGCCAGAGCCCCCUACCCAGGAAGCCCCCACCCCAGAGAUCCUGACUGAGAAUGUGGGGGAAAAACAGGAGAAUGGGGCUGUGGUUCCCCUACAGGCCGGUGAUGGAGAAGAGGGCCCAGCCCCUCUGCCUCACUCGCCACCCUCAACUAAAACCCCCCCAGCCAACGGGGCCCCUCCCCGAGUGCUGCAGCAGCUGGUUGAGGAGGACCGACUAGGAAGGGUGCACGGUGGGCAUCCAGGAUCUCCCCGAGGUAGCCUGAGCCGCCACCCCAGCUCUCAGCUGGUAGGGUCUGGGGUGGAGGGGGGUGAAGGCACCCAGAAACCUCGGGACUACAUCAUCCUCGCUAUCCUGUCCUGCUUCUGCCCCAUGUGGCCUGUCAACAUCGUGGCCUUCGCUUAUGCCGUCAUGUCCCGGAACAGCCUGCAGCAGGGGGACGUGGAUGGGGCCCAGCGUCUGGGCCGUGUGGCCAAGCUCUUAAGCAUCGUGGCGCUGGUAGGGGGGGUCCUCAUCAUCAUCGCCUCCUGCGUCAUCAACUUAGGCGUGUAUAAGUGAGGGGCUCUGCCCUGCAUUCCAAGAUUUUUCUUCCUGUUGGGAGCUGCCUUGGGCCCAUCCUCCCCUGGGGGGAGCCCAAUC
Condylura cristata (star-nosed mole) is the source of this 1306-nucleotide messenger RNA. It is a transcript of the gene PRRT2, whose product is annotated as proline-rich transmembrane protein 2. The transcript has 4 exons. NCBI's taxonomy places the organism in Eukaryota, Metazoa, Chordata, Mammalia, Eulipotyphla, Talpidae. The record is from RefSeq and is a predicted model, not a curated record. The coding region runs from base 191 to 1225 and encodes 344 amino acids. Gene Ontology annotation, cellular component: membrane.